Molecule: messenger RNA, 996 nt
Organism: Erythranthe guttata (spotted monkey flower)
Lineage: Eukaryota; Viridiplantae; Streptophyta; Magnoliopsida; Lamiales; Phrymaceae
Source: RefSeq, a predicted model, not a curated record
AUGGCCACCGACACUUCGCCGAGAUUCCAGAAGUCGGACCUCCUCCCCGUACCAGAAAUCGCCGCCGCCGCGGUGGAGACGACGGACUUCACUUCUGCCAGUUCAUGGUCGUCGGCUCGACCGCCGGCAUGGUGGAGCACAUGUGCCACUGUUGCCAGCGAUACUGUGCUUACUCCCAUGGAUAUGGUGAAGCAGAGGCUGCAAUUGGGUAACAUUCCGUACAAAGCAAAUGCAGCAUUAGAUAAUAGUUUUGAUGCAUACUAUUCCUAUCUUUGGGGAGGCGAUCACUUCUCGAUUAAUCCUGAAAGAACCGAGGUCCAACUUAAAUUCGAUAAUUCCUCAGGUGCUGGAUUCAGUUCCAAAUCAAAUUACGCGUCCGGAUUAUUUCAUAUCAAAAUGAAGAUACCAAGGAACAAAUCCGGAGGAAUUGUUCCAAAUUUCUACUUAAUGGGACUCCCGAUUGGUGGGGAUGCGAGCAAACCUCAUUUUGAAGUUGAUUUCGAGUUUUUGGGAUCAACUGGAAGAUUGCAAACCAAUGUUUAUAAUAAUGAUACCGGAGGUAGAGAACAGAAAUUCAAGCUUUGGUUUGAUCCGUCAGCAGAUUAUCACAUUUACAAAAUUCUAUGGAACCCUUCCAAUAUAGUAUUUUAUGUGGAUAACAUUCCUAUAAGAGUGUUCAAGAACAACGUUCCGGGGGUAUUGUAUCCCAAUCAGCCGAUGCACAUUGAAGCUAGCAUAUGGAACGCACAAUUUGCCGGAAAGGUCGAUUGGAGUAAAUCCCCUUUCUACACCUAUUAUACGGAUUUUGGAUUCUACGGUUGCCCGGGUAACAAUAUGGCAGCAUGUGCUUCUGAGAAGUUCUUCUGGAAUAGAUACAAGGAACUUAACCCCGAACAAAAACAAAAGAUGGCUUACUACAGGAAACAUUAUAUGACUUACGACUAUUGUGCACAAUCGGCUACAAGAAAGACUGAAUGUGCAUACAAUAAUGUUUGA